ACGUUAGACAUUGAUAAAAGCCAUUGUCCAGCUCCGGUCCCUGCUUUUCAUACCCUCCCUCGGAUCAAAAAGCAAAAUAAAAAGGAAAAUAUUUGCCAAAACGAAAUCUAAAAAACGCCAAAAGCUUCUCCGGUACUGGUGACAGAGUGAAAACAACGAUAUCUCCACCAACAGUAAUAAGAUAACUUCUCUGGUACUUUCCUUCUCUGUAAGCUCCAGUUCCCCUAGUUCUGUUUCUUGGAUUCCACUCAGUAAUGGAGGGUUUGGUUAUCAGCACCGAGUUGCGGUUCUCACGAUGAUAUCUCCGCCGUCGGAUCCUCCUUCAUUUACUGACAUAAACAAGUCUUGCUUGUAGUGCUUCGUUUUUCAGUUCGGAUUCUUAUACUCUCUGCAGCUGUGAUCUCGCAGUUGAUUCCUUGGAAUUUCACAGAUCUAACCUGUAAUUGCUAAUAAUCAGCGGUGUCGGUGAUGUCGGUGUUUGCAGUCGCAAAUACCGCUGUUUGGCCGAUGAGCAACGCUUCAAAGAACCAAUAGGACCUCCUAGUGGAGCACCUGCAGUUGCACCUGCUAUUCCUGCUUUGCCUCUGCCAGCCAACCUGCCACAGUUUCAUAAACUGCGAAGAAAACAUUUCUCACCUCUUGGUGCACCUUCAGCUGUGGCAGCACCAGCCAGAUCUCCUAAUUAUGAUCCAUUAAUAACUUCUGCUCACUCCCCUACUGGAUCACAUUUGCCAAAGCCAUCAAUGAAGAAGAAUGCUUUAGUGCCUACUAGUGCUGGAUUGAUGGAAAUUUCACCAACACAAUCCAAUGCUGGUACAAAUGCUACUGGUUUAGCUCGGCCUCCAUUGUCUCCUCGUGCCUCUGAUUGUUGCAAACCUGACAUGGUGUUGAAACAAGGGAGUCAUAAUUGCCACUGUGUGUAUCCCAUAAAGCUCGACCUUCUCCUUUUGAAUGUCUCACAAAGUCCUAACUGGGGAAAGUUUCUGCAAGAAUUAGCUUCCCAGCUUGAUUUGCUAGUUUCUCAAAUUGAGUUGAUCAACUUUUAUGUACUCAGCUUAUCAAGAUUAAAUAUUUCAAUGGAUAUUACUCCUCAUACAGGAAUCAGCUUUUCUGCUAGUGAUGCGUCUAUGAUAAAUUCUUCACUUGCAUUACAUAAGGUUCAUUUUGACUCCACCCUUGUGGGUGAUUACAAACUCCUCAAUCUUACCUGGUUUGAAAAGCCGGCACCUUCCCCAGCUCCUGUUGUUGCUUCAUCACCUGUGGAAGCACCAGCACAUCAAUCUACAACUUCCACAUCUCUCAGUGCUUCAGGCAGUGGCAAACAUUCAAAUCUAAUUCUUAUACUCAGUAUUGGUGCUGGCAUUGUGAUUAUCGCCAUAAUAUCCUUGCUUAUAAUUUGCUCAUGCGCAUUUCGUGAAGGGAAGCCUAAGGGAUCUCCUAAAGAAACUGUGAAGCCAAGGACUGUGGAUGCUGUUCCAGCAGGAGGAUCUCUUCCACAUCCUACCAGUACACGGUUUCUAGCCUAUGAAGAACUUAAAGAAGCAACAAACAACUUUGAACCUGCAAGCAUACUCGGAGAGGGUGGGUUUGGUAGAGUUUUCAAGGGUGUCUUAAGUGACGGUACAGCUGUAGCCAUUAAGAGGCUUACUAACGGUGGUCAACAAGGUGAUAAAGAAUUUCUAGUUGAGGUUGAAAUGCUUAGCAGGUUGCAUCACCGCAAUCUUGUGAAGCUUGUGGGCUACUAUACUAGUCGCGACUCUUCACAAAAUCUACUGUGUUACGAACUUGUUCCAAAUGGAAGUUUAGAGGCCUGGCUACAUGGACCUCUGGGUGUAAAUUGUCCUCUGGAUUGGGACACCAGAAUGAAGAUUGCACUUGAUGCUGCAAGAGGUCUUGCAUAUCUUCACGAGGACUCACAACCAUGUGUUAUCCACAGAGAUUUCAAGGCAUCGAAUAUAUUGCUCGAGAACAACUUUCAUGCUAAGGUUGCUGAUUUUGGACUUGCUAAGCAGGCGCCUGAAGGCAGAGCAAAUUACCUUUCUACUCGUGUCAUGGGCACAUUUGGGUAUGUAGCCCCAGAGUAUGCUAUGACUGGACAUUUACUAGUAAAAAGUGAUGUUUACAGCUAUGGAGUCGUUCUACUUGAGUUGCUGACAGGCAGGAAACCUGUGGAUAUGUCUCAACCAUCUGGGCAGGAAAACCUUGUAACUUGGGCCAGGCCAAUUCUUAGAGACAAAGAUAGGCUAGAAGAGCUUGCUGAUCCAAGGCUUGGGGGAAAAUAUCCAAAAGAAGAUUUUGUGCGGGUUUGCACUAUUGCAGCCGCAUGUGUUGCCCCUGAGGCAAACCAACGACCCACCAUGGGUGAAGUGGUCCAGUCGCUUAAAAUGGUGCAGCGUGUCACAGAAUAUCAGGAUACCAUGUCCACCUCCAACACCCGGCCAAACAUGAGACCAUCAUCUACUACCUUCGAGUCUGAUGGGACAUCUUCAAUAUUCUCUUCAGGUCCUUACUCUGGUCUAAGUGCUUUUGAUAAUGACCACGUGUCUCGAACAGCAGUUUUUUCUGAAGAUCUUCAUGAAGGACGAUGAAUGCAAUCAAAGGUCAUUAAGCUGGGUCCUUCACUUAAUUUGAAAAGCCUCAUUUUGAUAGUCAAUACUACAAUGCAAAGAAUUGGAUAAAUUCGAGAUGGCAAAGUAUUAUUAGGAAUUCUUUCAGGAAAUGGCGUAGAUGUCAUGGCAUAGAUGUCAAAGUUGUGAUUGGUUGGUGGGAGGUGGGAAACCACUGCAAAUUUUCCUGAAGGCAGUGGUUACUCUCUACAUGGUUGAAAAUUUUUUGUAUAUAUACUUGCUUUGUCUUAUUGGAUUGCCCUUUUGGGGGGAUUUUUGUUUAA
Messenger RNA from Manihot esculenta (cassava), 2890 nucleotides. Its product is annotated as probable serine/threonine-protein kinase PBL21. NCBI's taxonomy places the organism in Eukaryota, Viridiplantae, Streptophyta, Magnoliopsida, Malpighiales, Euphorbiaceae. Gene Ontology annotation, biological process: protein phosphorylation. The record is from RefSeq and is a predicted model, not a curated record. Bases 744 to 2588 code for a protein of 614 amino acids. The transcript has 8 exons. Gene Ontology annotation, molecular function: ATP binding; protein kinase activity.